This is a messenger RNA of Monodelphis domestica (gray short-tailed opossum), 936 nucleotides long. Its product is annotated as olfactory receptor-like protein OLF3. Gene Ontology annotation, cellular component: membrane. Gene Ontology annotation, molecular function: G protein-coupled receptor activity; olfactory receptor activity. Gene Ontology annotation, biological process: G protein-coupled receptor signaling pathway. NCBI's taxonomy places the organism in Eukaryota, Metazoa, Chordata, Mammalia, Didelphimorphia, Didelphidae. The record is from RefSeq and is a predicted model, not a curated record.
AUGGCCCAUAAUAACCAGACAUGGAUGAAUGAGUUCAUCCUCUUAGGGCUAUCUAAUGACUGGAAGAUUCAGAUCUACCUCUUUGUCCUCUUCCUGGCUAUGUACUUGGUGACUAUGCUGGGAAACUUCCUUAUCAUCCACCUGAUCCGGAUAGACAUCCGACUUCACACCCCCAUGUACUUCUUCCUUAGCAUCCUGUCCUUUGUGGAUAUCUGCUAUAUGAACAGCACUGUCCCACAAAUGCUUAUUCAUUUUCUAUCUUCAAGGAAGUCCAUCCCAUUCCAUAGCUGUGUGGUUCAGCUCUAUAUCACACUGGCAUUGGGUGGAACUGAGUUCUUCCUGCUGGGAGCAAUGGCAUAUGACCGCUACGUGGCAGUGUGCUAUCCACUACACUACACAGUCAUUAUGCAUGGUGGACUCUGCAUUGCUCUGGCUGCUGCCUGUUGGACUGCUGGAUUCCUGAACUCACUCAUGGAGACAAUCAUUACCUUUCGACUUCCUCUCUGUAAGGAUGUUAUCAAUCACUUUGCCUGUGAGACUCUAGCAGUGCUGCGCUUGGCUUGUGUGGACAUUUCCUUCAACAAGGUCAUGGUGGCCUUCUCAGGCUUUGUGGUACUCAUGUUACCCUGCUCCCUGGUUCUGUUUUCCUAUGCCCAGAUUGUUAAAGCCAUUCUACGUAUCCGUUCUGCUCAGGGACGUCGCAAAGCCUUUGGGACCUGUGCCUCCCAUCUCACUGUGGUCUCCCUUUGUUUUGGGGCUAGUAUCUUCACCUACAUGAAGCCCCAGUCCAACUCCUCAGCAGAAAAUGAAAAAAUGCUUGCCUUAUUCUAUACUACAGUGGCCCCUAUGCUCAAUCCUAUGAUCUAUAGCCUGAGGAACAAGGAAGUGAUGGGUGCUCUGAGAAGAGCCCUGGGAAGAUUCUCUGAAGAAACAUGA